Erythranthe guttata (spotted monkey flower) is the source of this 734-nucleotide messenger RNA. RefSeq lists its product as uncharacterized. Lineage: Eukaryota; Viridiplantae; Streptophyta; Magnoliopsida; Lamiales; Phrymaceae. The record is from RefSeq and is a predicted model, not a curated record.
UCUCUCUCUUGCUCUUUCUCUCUCUAGGAAAAAGAAAUGGCUGGUUUCUCCGGUAGCAUAGUAAAGACGGUGAAAUCGUGGGUUCCAAUAGCGGAUGCAUGUUCAUGGUACUGCGCCGUCGUUUUAUUGGGUGUAAUCCUCUUAGGCGGUUCGAUCGGAGAAAAUUAUAAUUACGACGAAGAAACGGUGACACAAGUGGGUACUGUGUCCGUGAUCAGGGGAAACCACCUGCGGCGGCGGCCAUGCGACGAAAUAUAUGUUGUCGGAGAAGGAGAAACACUGCACACAAUCAGCGACAAGUGCGGGGACCCUUUUAUCGUCGAACGGAACCCUCAUAUUCACGAUCCCGACGACGUUUUCCCCGGUCUUGUCAUUAAAAUCAUAUCUCCAAACCCUACCUCCAAAUAAUUAACUAUAUAUCGAUCGAUACACUCUCUGUAUCUACAAUAUACAGCUACUUAAUUAUUAGUUUUUUUUUUCCUUCAUCUUUAAUAAAAUUACACAAAACCCUGCCUCAUAUGUGAAGGUAGCUAGGGUUACAUGUUUUACCUUUUUUUUUUUUUUCUGUUUUCUUAAUUUUCUUGUUUUUAUGGGAGGGUGGCGGGGGUGUUACGUACAGCUGUAUGUGCCUGUUCUUACACUUAGAAAUUUAAGGUUGGCAAAAAACAUGUGAUACUUGAUUUUUCCAUGAGUUUAUGAACCAUGUUUGUCACAAUAAUAAACAUUUUAAAGUA